Vicia faba (fava bean) is the source of this 360-nucleotide messenger RNA. The record is from the annotation of a GenBank genome assembly. NCBI's taxonomy places the organism in Eukaryota, Viridiplantae, Streptophyta, Magnoliopsida, Fabales, Fabaceae.
AUGGUUGAAAAGGAGGAAAGUGAUACAAAAGCUUUUAAAGUUUUUUUUGGAAAGGAGUGUCCAGGCAGGCAAUGUAUCAAUGAAGAUGUUGAAAAGGACGAUAUAAAUGAUGAAAUUCAAGAGGACGACAUAAAUGAUAAAAUUCAAGAGGACGACCUAAAUGAUAAAAUUCAAGAGAACGACGUAGAUGACGAAUUUCAAGAGGACGACAUAGAUCUAGAUGAUGAAUUUCAAGAGGAGGAUAUAGAUGGUGAAUUUCAAGAGGACGACGUAGAUGGAGAAUUUAUGGAGGAUGACAUAUCUAACGAAUUUCAAGAGGACGAUCUGGAUGCUUUACUCCUAGAAGACAAACUUGAAUGA